AUAUUUUUUCUGAAACUGUACAAUAGGUUUCCCUACUGCAUUUUUUUUUAUAUUUUCAUGAAACAGUGAUGUACAGAGAGUGCGAGAACUCGUUAACUGACGGUAUUACCGCGCUAACGCAAGGUCAAAGAGGGGGAAAACAUGCCACGAAACUCGGGCACGAGCUCUCUCUACUUGCUCCACGCGACCUCGCUUCCAUUCUUGUCGGAUAAAAAACCUCAAGAGAUCCGCUGAACCACCACGUACCCUACCAUGUCGUCCUUCGACUCCGUCACGGCAGUUGCCGGCGACGACGACCCGCUGAUGUCACAGACUCCCUUCGAUCCUACCGUCGAUAUCCCCGGCGUCUACAAUGCCGACGACAGUGGGGGACAUACCUUGCAUCGCGGCCACCGCUUCGCCACGUCCUACUCGUCCUUCGGCACCGCCCUCUCCGAGGACGACCUUGCCGGGAUCGCGGGCGACGGUGGGUACGGCGGCUACGGCAUGCCGCCGGACUCGAAUGGCGCCGGCUACGGGUACAUCGGUGUCGAGGAAGUGAUGGGCGUGCAUCACGGUGGCAUUAGUGCCGGUUUCCACGGUGGUGGCAUUGUUGACGACGUGUUCGUCGGGGCUGUCCUGCCGCCGCCAGAGGCCAUGCGAGAGGAGGGCAUCCUCCGGCGUGAGUGGCGUCGGCAGAACAGGUUGACGCUGGAGGAGAAAGAGCGCAAGGAGAAAGAGCGGCGCAGCGAGAUCAUCGCAGAGGCCGAUGAGUUCAAAAAAUCUUUCCUCGAGAAGCGCAAGAUGAACUGCCAGAACAAACGGACACAGAACAGAGACAGGGAGAAGGCAAGCAUGCAGUUCACAGUUCACACUGACUGCACACAUUUAUCUUCUUAUUAAGUUAGGCUGAGUGUUCAUUCACAUGAUCGAAAUCAAAUGCAAAUCAUGUAUGUAUCAGCUGUUCUUGGCGAACCAAGAAAAAUUCCACAAGGAGGCGGACAAGCAGUACUGGAAGGCGAUUGCGGAGCUGGUCCCUCACGAGAUCCCG
Molecule: messenger RNA, 1030 nt
Organism: Lolium perenne
Lineage: Eukaryota; Viridiplantae; Streptophyta; Magnoliopsida; Poales; Poaceae
Product: clathrin light chain 3-like
Biological process (GO): clathrin-dependent endocytosis; intracellular protein transport
Cellular component (GO): plasma membrane; clathrin coat of coated pit; clathrin coat of trans-Golgi network vesicle
Molecular function (GO): clathrin heavy chain binding; structural molecule activity
Source: RefSeq, a predicted model, not a curated record